ACCCACAGUUCACCCACAACAUCAACGCAACAGAAUUCACUACGUCCGGAAGACAUGGUGGAUCGUGAACAUUCACCUGAACCUGCGGGACCUCUUCCUAUCCGACGCCUGCAGGAGUCUGUCAUAAAUCGCAUAGCAGCUGGAGAGAUCAUCCAUAGGCCCUCGGCUGCACUUAAGGAGCUCAUAGAGAACAGUUUGGAUGCUGGAUCAACGAGCAUCAAGAUUACUGUAAAGGAUGGUGGCGUGAAGCUGCUCCAAAUUCAGGACAAUGGCUGCGGCAUUCGCAAAGCUGACUUGCCUAUCCUUGCGGAGCGCUUUACGACCUCCAAAAUCUCCAGUUUCUCUGACUUAUCCAAACUGACUACUUAUGGCUUCCGUGGGGAGGCGUUGGCAUCCAUGUCGUUCGUAGCGAAUCUGUCAGUGACAACUAAGACUAAGGCAGACACUUGUGCUUGGAGAGCACAUUACGCUGAUGGUCACUUGGUCCCUGCCAAAGAGGGGUUCACGGCAGAUCCAAAGCCUUGUGCAGGCAACGACGGUACUACCAUUACCGUCGAGAACCUCUUCUACAACACCCCAACUCGUUUGGGGGCGCUUCGCGGAGCAUCAGAGGAGUAUGCUCGAAUUCUGGAUGUCGUGCAGAAAUAUGCUGUUCAUAAUCCGCAUGUGGCAUUUAGUUGCAAGAAGGCCGGCUCUGCAACACCAGACCUCUCCACUCCCUCAGGAUCUGACACCAAACAAGCAAUACGUCUGAUAUAUGGUCAAACGAUUGCCAAGGAGUUGUUGCAUAGUGAUAUCACAUCUUCAGAGGAUAGUGAAUCCACUUCAAGAAUGGACGUGGACGAGGAGUCGCCGUCCUGGUCUGCUGAGGCAUACUUCACCAGUGCCAACUACCAAGCGAAGAAGACAGUUUUGCUCUUGUUUAUCAAUCAUCGUUUGGUCGAGUCAGCGAGGAUCAAAAAAGCCUUGGAAGCCAUUUAUAACGGUGUCCUUCCCAAAGGUUCCUCACCCUUCAUGUACCUGAGCCUUCAAAUUGAUCCCGAGUCUAUUGACGUCAACGUGCAUCCGACGAAACGAGAAGUCCGAUUCUUGAACGAGGAUGCGAUUAUCGAACGAAUAUGCAACAAGCUCCAGGAAACACUUGUGAAUCAGAGUCAAUCCAGAGUUUACGAGUACCAGACCUUGUUGACUAGUGGCAUCUUGGAGAUUCAAACAAGUUCGAAAGCUAAGGGGAAAGCCAAGGAACUGCCACCCGAAGAAAGGGAUAGCGGAGAGGGCAGUGGUCCCUCUACCCCAGCGAUCGCUACUAUUCCUAAGAAAACACUGUCUAAGCACAAGGUCCGGACAUCUCAAAAGGAUCGCACCCUCGAGUCCAUGUUUCCCGUUCUAAACCCUUCUCAAGUCGUCACCGGACGCACUGCAGAAGAAGAGGAUGAAGAACCUCCUCCUGCGGUACGACUUGCCACCGAGAUCAAGGAAUCCGAGUGUUAUCUUUCGUCAGUCCGAUCUUUGCGCGAGGCAGUAGGGAAGGUUAAGCAUCAUCAACUUACUGAGAUCAUUGAGAACCACAUUUUCGUUGGAAUUGUCGACCUCAGUCGAUGCUUAUCACUCAUUCAACAUGCGAAGAAGCUCUACCUUGUAAACCAUGGUGCUCUAGCCGAAGAGCUUUUCUAUCAACUAGGCUUGCGUCAAUUUGGUAAUUUCAGUCGAAUACGACUGGAGCCCCCACCCUCAUUGCGUACACUUGUUUCCCUCGCCGUACACGCAGAAGAAGGGGCGAAGAAUAGCAGGUUGAGCGAAGACCAAAUCGUUGACCGAAUCGUUGAAAUUCUCAUGGAUCGUCGAGAGAUGCUUGUAGAGUAUUUCUCCAUGACCAUCAGUUCAGAGGGCAUGGUCGAAAGCAUCCCCCUGCUUCUGAAACAUUAUACCCCAAACCUUGACAAGUUACCCCUUUUCCUCAUGAGGCUCGGUCCACAGGUCAGAAAUUCCUUUUCAGUCUCACUUUCAUACUCUCAACUUGAGCAUUCAUGCAGGUAAACUGGACCUCAGAAACGGAAUGCUUCGAGUCAUUUCUUCGAGAGCUAGCAUACUUCUACGUUCCCGAGCCUCUAAUCCCGGAUAAGAGUAGUCCAUCGCCAUCGGAAGAUGAACAAUCAGCAAGGUGGCAAAUACAACAUGCCCUCUUCCCUGCGCUGGCUCGAUAUCUGGUUGCACCCAAGUCACUCCUUGACCGAGAUGUAGUGCAAGUUGCUAAUCUGCCGGAUCUUUAUCGUGUCUUCGAACGAUGCUGAUUGUUACAUUCUACUGAUUACUUUGCGGACAUUUUGGGUAUAGACAGGAUGGUAUAUAUUAGUCUAAUGAGUUACUAGCUACGAAUACAGUAAUAUAUACAUACAGAUACGUGCUUGCUAGAUAUUACAUUAUGAGCCAGUGUACGAAUGAAGAAACAAAGGAACGAUGGUGAAUGAACGACCGAGAUCUGCAAGGGAAAAUGGACUAGAGGAUGAAAUUAAAUUAAUGAAAGACUG
Messenger RNA from Somion occarium, 2528 nucleotides. NCBI's taxonomy places the organism in Eukaryota, Fungi, Basidiomycota, Agaricomycetes, Polyporales, Cerrenaceae. The record is from the annotation of a GenBank genome assembly.